Aspergillus nidulans FGSC A4 is the source of this 900-nucleotide messenger RNA. RefSeq names its product pyrroline-5-carboxylate reductase family protein. The transcript is spliced from 2 exons. The record is from RefSeq and is a predicted model, not a curated record. Lineage: Eukaryota; Fungi; Ascomycota; Eurotiomycetes; Eurotiales; Aspergillaceae. Gene Ontology annotation, molecular function: pyrroline-5-carboxylate reductase activity. The coding region runs from base 1 to 900 and encodes 299 amino acids. Gene Ontology annotation, biological process: L-proline biosynthetic process.
AUGUCCACCAAACCUACUACCCAGACCCUCUGUAUCCUGGGCUGUGGAAAUCUCGGCACCGCCAUCCUCAAAUCCGUCCUGGCCACCCCAGAGCCGGACCGGCUCUUCACCCACUAUAUUGCCUGUAUAGGUAGCCCCUCAUCUAAAGAGCGUCUCGAAUUUCAGUUUAAAGAUCAAGCAAACCUCACAAUUGCACUCGAUGACAACAUUGCCGCCAUCAGAGCUGCAGACGUGGUUAUUCUCGCUCUUGAUCCUGCUCUCAUUCCAGCCGGAUUGGCCCAGCCGGGCUUCCGCGACGCUCUAGGACAGAAAUUGUUGAUUAGCGUCGCAGCGGGGUGGACCGUGAAGAAGCUUACAGAGACGAUCUACGGCGAUGGGCUAGCUGAAGAGGGGAAGGCCAGAGCAACGAUUAUCCGCACCCUCCCCAACAUCUGCGCCCUUGUGGGACAGUCCCUCACAGCCAUCGAAGUCGAUCCUGCGGCCAAAACAGCCGAAGAAGCGCUCUCCCUGACGACCUCCAUCUUCUCCAGAGUCGGCAAAACGCUCAUCAUUCCACCGAGUCUCAUCGACGCCACGACUGCCGUCGCGGGAUCGACUCCUGCAAUGUUCGCUGUCAUUGUCGACUCCAUGAUUGAUGCGUCUGUCGCCGUCGGUGUACCGAGAUCCAUGGCGCAGGCGAUGAUCUAUCAGUCCAUGCGGGGGUCUGCGGAGAUGCUGCAGAGCGGGCUGCAGCCUGGGGACUUGAGGGACCAGGGGACCAGUCCCGAAGGAUGUACGAUCGGGGGGCUGAUGGUGAUGGAGGAGAGAGGUGUGAGGGGGGGCGUGGGCAGGGCAGUUCGCGAGGCGGUUAGUGUUGCCAGGAGGAUGGAUGGAAGGUUGCAUCUUAAUGAUACUAGGUAG